AUGAAGAUUGUCUUUGUCAUCUUCUUUUGCUCCUUCCUCCAAACUUGUAUCUCCAAUGAUACCAUCAUGAGAAGACAGUCACUGAGAGAUGGUGAAGUCUUACUUUCUGAAGGGGAGAGGUUCGCCUUUGGAUUCUUCAGCCUUGGAGUUUCAAAUCUCCGGUAUGUUGGGAUUUGGUAUGCUCAAAUCUCUGAACAAACCGUUGUAUGGGUUGCAAACCGAGACCGUCCUAUUAAUGACACAUCUGGUCUGAUAAAGUUCAGCAGCAGGGGGAAUCUCUGCAUCUAUGCAUCAGUCAACACAACAGAGCCUCUCUGGUCGACCAAUGUUUCCGACAGUAUCUCGGAACCAACUCUAGUUGCGAGACUCUCUAAUACAGGGAACCUUGUUCUCCUUGAUACACUCACAGGGAGAGGUUACUGGGAGAGCUUUGAUCAUCCUACAGACACUUUUCUUCCCUUUAUGAAACUUGGUUUCACACGAAAAGACGGUUUGGAUCGGGUUCUGACAUCAUGGAGAUCUCCAAACGACCCUGGCUCCGGAAACCGUACUCUACGGAUGGACCGUAGAGGGUUUCCGGAGCUGAUUCUACACAAAGGUACGAUCCAAUGGUGGCGCACCGGGCCGUGGAUCGGGCUGAGGUGGAGCGGCGUGCCCGAAAUGAACAGAGGAUACAUCUUCAACAACUCGUUUGUGAAUAACCAAGACGAGGUAUCGUUCACUUACGGGGUAACGGAUGCUUCGGUGAUAACGAGGUUGUUAGUGAACGAGAGAGGAACCAUACAACGGUUCACAUGGAUCGCUAGGGAUAACAGAUGGAACGAGUUCUGGUCGGUUCCUAAAGAGGAAUGCGACUACUACGCACACUGUGGGGUUAACGGUUUCUGCGAUCCCAUUAGCUCAGAGACGUUCGAGUGCACGUGCUUACCUGGCUUCGAGCCCAAGAUUACUCGUCACUGGUUCUUGAGGGACUACACGGGAGGUUGUUCGAGGAAGAAUCAAACUUCGCUGUGCCGUGAGAAAGACGGGUUUGUGAAGUUAACGCACGCGAAGAUUCCCGACACGGAAAAUGCAAGUGUUGAUAUGAACUUGACGUUGAAGGAGUGCAAACAGAGGUGCUUAGGUAACUGCUCUUGCGUCGGUUACGCAAGCGCUUACCACGACGGUGUGGGAGGAGAAAGAGGGUGCUUGACGUGGCACGGUGAUAUGUUGGAUACGAGGACUUACUUGAACUCUGGACAAGAUUUCUACAUACGUGUUGACAAGGAAGAGUUAGCGAGGUGGGACAGUAAUGGCUCAUCAAGGAAGACGAGAGUUGUUCUGGUUCUCAUCAGUUUGUCUGCAGCCGUGAUGCUACUAAUGGUCAUUGUGUUCUGUUUUGUAAGGAAGCGGCGAAAGUUAAACAGUCUUAGAAGAUCUUCAACAACCUUCUCCAUGGUUUCUUUUGAUUUUGAAGACUCACUCAAAUUUGAAGAUGACAGGGAGUUACCUCUUUUUGAUCUUCACACGAUCGCGGCAGCCACUGAUAACUUCUCUUCCCAUAACAAGCUUGGAGCUGGUGGUUUCGGACCUGUUUAUAAGGGCGUGUUACAAAAUGGUAUGGAGGUAGCAGUGAAGCGGUUGUCGAAAAACUCAGGCCAAGGAAUGGAAGAGUUCAAGAACGAGGUCAAGUUGAUAUCAAAGCUGCAGCAUCGAAACCUCGUGAGGAUAUUAGGAUGUUGCGUGGAGCUGGAAGAGAAGAUGUUGAUAUACGAGUACUUACCAAACAAGAGUCUAGACUGUUUCAUAUUCGAUGAAGAGCAAAGAGCGGCGUUGGAUUGGCCAGUACGGAAAGGAAUAAUCAGAGGAAUUGCUCGUGGAACCAUGUAUCUACAUCAAGAUUCAAGACUGAGGAUCAUCCACAGAGACCUCAAGGCCAGCAAUAUACUUCUUGACAACGAAAUGAUCCCCAAGAUUUCGGACUUCGGCAUGGCUAGAAUCUUUGGAGGCAACCAAAUCGAAGGAUGCACUAACCGGGUCGUUGGAACAAUUGGAUAUAUGUCACCUGAGUAUGCAAUGGAGGGUCACUUCUCUGUAAAAUCUGAUGUCUACAGCUUUGGAGUAUUGAUGUUAGAGAUCAUUAGCGGAAAGAAAAACAGUUCUUUCCAUAAGGAUUCAUCUAACCUUGUCGGACACAUUUGGGAUCUAUGGGAAAAAGGUGAAGCAAAAGACAUCAUAGACAAUUUAAUGGACCAAGAGAGUUAUAGUGAGAGCGAAGUGGUGAAGUGCAUACACAUUGGGUUGCUUUGCGUGCAAGAAAACGCUUCGGACAGAGUAGAUAUGUCCUCUGUUCUCAUCAUGUUGGGUCAAAACGCUAUUGAUCUUCCAAAUCCUAAGCUUCCUGCGUUUACUGCAGUGAGAAGGAGAGGCCGCGAAAACGUUGCUUUGGUCAUUGCAGAACCUGGUAGUUCUGUUAAUGACAUCACCUUCACCGAUGUUCAAGGUCGUUAGAUUUCUUACAAAAAGAGGAAGUUUCUUGGUUUCAUUAGAAUAAAUAUCUGCAGAAGAGUCAAAGAUGUUAUUGUUAUAAAUCCA
Messenger RNA from Brassica oleracea var. oleracea, 2574 nucleotides. RefSeq names its product G-type lectin S-receptor-like serine/threonine-protein kinase RKS1. Gene Ontology annotation, biological process: protein phosphorylation; recognition of pollen. Gene Ontology annotation, molecular function: ATP binding; protein serine/threonine kinase activity. Lineage: Eukaryota; Viridiplantae; Streptophyta; Magnoliopsida; Brassicales; Brassicaceae. Bases 1 to 2490 code for a protein of 829 amino acids. The record is from RefSeq and is a predicted model, not a curated record. The transcript has 7 exons.